Messenger RNA from Bombus terrestris (buff-tailed bumblebee), 8739 nucleotides. Its product is annotated as monocarboxylate transporter 12-B. Gene Ontology annotation, biological process: transmembrane transport; monocarboxylic acid transport. NCBI's taxonomy places the organism in Eukaryota, Metazoa, Arthropoda, Insecta, Hymenoptera, Apidae. Bases 4684 to 6702 code for a protein of 672 amino acids. The transcript has 13 exons. Gene Ontology annotation, molecular function: monocarboxylic acid transmembrane transporter activity. The record is from RefSeq and is a predicted model, not a curated record.
GAUCGCUUACUCGGCCACACGAUUCGUAGGUACAUACUACGUGUAGAAUCGUUCAUUGUAUUACCGGUGCCUUUUCAGCGGUCGAGUCAUUCACGUUGACGGUCCGAGUGAAUGGGAGCUGGCCCACGAGUUUCGCCCUAAUCAAUUUCUCGAGAGGGGCAACGAGGCCCGCAGCGGAACUAAAUAAGGGAUUCGCAGUGCUAGUGUUCAAAAGACUUCUUCUUUCGCGAGUUUUUCAUCGAACUUUUGAUCUACAUUGGCUUCCAAGCGAAGCUCGCCACUUUGCCUCGUACAAAUUCGAAGAUUUCCCUUCGUUGAAUCAACGGAGCUUCGAAAAAUCAUCUGAUAACUGGCUUCCGUUUUUUUUUUAAUUUCUCGAGAUAGAAUUUCGAUCUUGAUUUUUAAAAACAUCGACGAAUCAUCGAAACGAAUCUCUGCCAGCUACUCCGGUAGCUGUUUUAUUGUUAUUGUUUACGCGGUACGCUUUUCGAUUGGACCAGCGAAAAAUUCGGAUAAGUCGAAUAUCAAAGCACCGAUAUCGCGCCGAUUGCAACGAGUACCAAAUUACACGGCACCUUUGAUAUCGAUUUCCUUAGAACAAUCACGACGCGGAGAAAAACAAAUAGUAAUCGCGCUAAUUACAUUAUCUAAACGAGAUAGGAACAGAUUUACUUGUACGAUAAUCAACUUUACAUUUUGACUCACAACGAGUCGUGUGCUCGAGAUAAACGACACUCUCACGCAGUUUAAAAUACCUGUAACACGAGAAAAUGUUUUGUCGAUUAGUUAUCGGUUAUUGCGUUAACAUCUCGUCGAUUUAUCUAAUCGGCGAUCGAUCUCGAUAGACGGGAAAUUAAAAAGUUUCGUAAACACGGAAAUCUUGAACAAGUGGCGAUCGUUCGUUCGAUCCUUCGAUAUUCUGGAAAAAUAGAUAAUUUACCGAUCGGUUGAAUUUCAGAUAUCAGAGUUUUACGGCCUAUCGAAGAUGUAAAGUCGAAAGUUUCUUAGAGAUACGAUGUCCGUGAACACAGAGCUCGUUUUAUUUUCCAUGUCGAUACUCCAGAAACACAGAUAAUUUAGUAUUGUCGAGUAUUUACGAAAUUCCUAGUCGCAGAUAAAAACGUCUUGACAACGCACGUUCAGAUUUAUUCGUUACGAUAAUGCAUUAACUUUUAUAUCACCGAUGAUUACACGGAAACAUGCAAAUAUUGGUACGAUCGUCGUUUGAUUUAUCGGGCCAGAAAGCGAUGCACGGACGUCCUCCAUUCCGGUGUAUACCCCGAAGUACAUACUGCGGUUUGUUUCAAUAUUUAUACACGAUAUCGACUCGCACCGCGCAUAUAAUUUUCCAUUCGACUAUUAUUCCAAGUGUCGAAGUUGCACGAGAUAAGGCUGCAAAAGAGUUUCCUCUUUGCUCGGCUAUCGACGAUUCCUCGACAUCAGAGAGUCGAAUAAAAGUUUUCUCGAGACAAUAAUAACGGAAAAGUAUAUUGAAAAGUACGAGGCAACGAAAUGAUGUAAUACCGCGGUGUUCGAUAUCGAAACGAAUUCUGUACGAGAACGAUAACGGCAUUCGCAACUUGGAUUCUACGAGUUGUUGCUCGAUCGACCGCGUCUUCGUUAAAAAGAGCAUCCUGUUACCGGUCGGUGAUAAUUAAAGCGAACGUUGCAUGAAAAUUCAAUUGAAAACCUGACAAUUUUCCAAUUAGGCACAAUAUGCCGCUUAAAUAGAAUUGAACGAGCCCCUAACGAGGGCUUCUUUCCCGCCAUCAAAACGAAUAGUGUGUUUCCGCGGCGUUUCCAGGAAGACGCGUUGAAUACAGUCGCAGCUAUCGUCAAAUCUACUUCGUUAGAUCUUAUUCGUUUGCAACGAAUAAAUAGAUUAUUUCUUCGGUUCCUCCUGGAAUAUUUGCAUUUCCUGACGGGAACCACGUUUAUUUGUAUCGCGGUCGAUGGUUUCGUGGUCAAAAUUCCAAAUAAAAGAAUUUCUAACGCCAACUAGAUACUCUUGAAAAAUUAUUUUGCAAGUUGGCAGAAGGGUAAUCGUAUUUCGGACAGUUUCGAAUAAUAAAACGAUCGAAUUCUCCGACUAUAUAUAUUUUAUCUAUAUCUCGAGCAAGAGGCCAGUGAAAGCAACAAAACUUUUCAAACGCUGAUUGGAAAAGUUUCGCGCCAGAAUAGACGCAUUCCAAGAAAUAUAACUACCCUAACGGAACUUUUACAAUCGGUCAGACUGUCUGAAACAAUCGUGGCUAGUAACGUCGUUUAUGAUUUUUAAAUUACAUCUUUCAAGGGAUCCCGCUCUUCGUCUCGCUCUUUGCUUUAAACAGAUGGAAAUCAAAAUUUAGAAAACUGACAAUUACUGCGCGCGAUAAGGCAAUUUGUUUAUGGAACAAAGCGAUGAAAGAGGAUUCGGCCAGACGAUUCACCAGCUUGUCGUAGGUAUUCGCUUCGUUUCGCCGUGGCGUACGUUGUCUACGACGGCGAAGAAUGAACAACGCGGAGAAAAGAAAAAGACAGAAUCCGAUGCGUUUGAUAUCGAGCCAGGAACGAAUUCUCGAAUAAACGGGCCAGUGCAUUGUGUCCAGUGCAACACGAUAAUGGCUAUCUAUCCGCUUUCCAUCGAUAAUUGCUUCUUCUUGUUUUUGAAGCAUCGAUUGCUCGCCGAUCGGUAUCCUUUCGAUUUCCUUUUCCGCGUCUCGCUCUUCCGACACAACUGCUCCAAUGGGCCUUCUUUUUAUAUCGCUAUUAUUAGGCGAGCCUGCCUCUAUUCUCAGAGCACGCGCCAUGCAACCGGGGGAUUAUUUCGAGAAAAUAUCUUCGCCGGUGUCGCUUCGAUAUACCGUUGCUCGCUUCCGUGUAUCCGGCUAUUUUCUCGAUGUUGGAGACGCUACUGGAAGACUUUUUCACUACAAAAGAAGAAACUGGAUGUUUCUUCUCCGGUCCCUCGGAGCUUUCGAAAUUGCGGUCCCUCGCAUUUAUAAAUUCUCAUCCUUAGUUAACUUCCCCAGGGAUAAAUAUUUCCAGCCGCGUAGUUUAUACGUAGCAGAGUGUUGAAACGCAGACGGCGAUGAUCGUUUUUCCAGAUGUCGGCACUUUUCCUAUGUGUUUGGAUUUACAAUUUUGUUAUUAUUAAAAGUAAAUCGAUAUCGUUGCCGAGUCUCAAGAUUCGGAAGUUGAAUCUCUCAAACGAUCCUCUGAUUAUCCGCAGAAUCUUAUCGGCGUAUCUCAACUGUGUUUAGAGUGUCCGCUGAAACUGGUGUAACGUAAGCAAGCAACAAAGUAAAUUUACUCUCAGGUACUGUGUAAAUUGUAAUAUUAGCUGUUUAGAAAGUUAAAUAGUCUUGUCGCAGCUUACAGGUGCUCGUUAAAUUCAAAUUUUGUGCAACUCGGCCUUAAGGACGAUAAAAGCAUCUACGACUAGCAAGCAACAGCUCUGCACGUUGUGCAAAUAAGAAAACUGAUCUCCACUUUGUUCGCUUUAAUUUCUAUAACACGGUCUCCAAAUGAGAAUGUUCAUGUUCCCAGUUUGCUCGCCGCAGUAGAUACUUAACAUAACUUCGAAUGUUUCUCUGGUCCACAGCUAUCGAUUAGACUGUAAUCGUUGGAGUAUGUCGAUUACGUGUCUCGAUCAGCCUGUACAGCUCAGACGUUGCAAAUUCCAGGUAUCAUAGCGCAAAAAGUUGCUCUCCGACGUUGGCUAUUUGAAUUUUCGUAAUACGUUCUGAGAACGUGGUUAUCAUCGACAGAAAAUGCCUAUUCUUAAUUUCUUCGUAGUAGGUAAUUAACCCUACAACGAGUGCCAUUCUAGCUCGUAGUUAUCAAUUAAUUAGAGCAUCAAUUAUCACCGUUUCAAUGGCAGCCUAACCGUUCGAAACCCUGAGCACACCCCAGUUGUUGCAGGACCGAGAGUCGAUAAGCGUUCGAUUUGGCUACGAUUUCGUUGCCUUUCUAACAAAAUUUCGACGACCGUUGGACAACGUUGCGAUAUCUGGCGCGUUCGGGUGAUUUAAACGUUCGUAGGAAGCUGUAGAGAGAGAGUUAGCCGCGACUUACUAAAAAUAAGCUCUCCCCUUAUCAGCAGGCUGAGUUUACACAAUCCUAUUUGCACAAUACUCGUCAAACCGUGCAACGAUACGGCUUCGUCAGAGAACGUCGUUGUUACACGUGGACCAACGGGACCCUGGACCGUUUCAUUUGGCGUUAACCAGCCAGUGUCGAAAUCUCUGCUGCGUCCUCUUCUUCGUUUUCUUUCCUUCUGUCUUCUGGGCUAGAUCGUAGCAGAUUAUCCGUGGUUAUUCGUAUUUAUAUCUGCUACGACCUUGUGUCCAACGACGACCAGAAGGAAUAACGGGCGACAGGGACACUCAGGGGACGUUGAUCCAAACCGUUUUCGGGGAUUUUCCGAUUGAAAAUACGGCAUACAAACACGCCCGUUUAUUAGAGCAGCGGGGUGUUCUCGGCCGAUCAAUUGUCCAUGGUCCUACGUCGAACCAUCGACGACAGACUAUCCUUCGGUGUUUCGCGAACAACAGGCAGUCUCUAGGUGGACCAUUUCUUGGUCAACUUCACAGCUUGUGUAGGAACGUUCCAAGUUAAUCGACUCCUUUCAAAUACUUCAGCCUUGUGUGAAAAGUUAUAUUUUUUCAUGGUUAAAUCCUAGAUCCACGUCAACCGUGUACGAUGAUGGCGUCAUUGGAGAAUAAAGUGGAUGAACAAGUCAACAAGGUACCGCAGCAGAAUGGAGGCAAUUGCAGGAACGAGGAACUGCAGCUGGAAGACGUUCAAGAUAACAAUAACGAGAGCAUCGAGGUGGAGAUGGUGGUGCCACCGGAUGGUGGAUGGGGUUGGAUGAUCGUCGCAGCCUCCUUCAUGUGCAACCUCUUCGUGGAUGGCAUCAUUUUUAGCUUCGGUGUCUUUCUCAACGAUAUUUCCGAAGCUUUCGCAGUGUCGAAGGCGAGAGUGGCGCUGGUUGGUUCGUUGCAGUCUGGAUUUUAUCUUAUGGCUGGUCCAUUCGUGUCAGCAUUGGCCAACAGGUACGGUUUUCGUCUGGUAGCGAUCCUUGGAAGCGUGAUAAGUUGCAGCGCCUUUGUCCUGUCGUACUUCAGCACUUCUAUCGAGUUCCUCUAUAUCUCUUACGGUGUGCUCGGAGGUAUCGGGGCAGGCCUGAUUUACGUGCCGGCUGUCAUAACUACCGGAUUUUAUUUUGAAAGAUGGCGAGCGCUGGCUACCGGGAUCGCGGUCUGCGGAUCCGGAAUCGGCGCUUUCAUGCUCGCGCCUAUCUCAGACAUACUGGUGAAGCAAUUCGGUUGGAGGGGCGCCUUGCUCUUCCAAGCAGGAAUGCUGUUAAAUUGUGCCAUUUUCGGUGCCAUGUUCCGUCCAUUGAAGUCAACGCGGAUUAAGGUGAAAUCCAGCCCGGAGAACGCGGGUUUAGAGGUAAAAAGCAGCUUGAUGGCAAGGGGAGUGUCUACGGCGUCGUUGCAUUGUAUGCAACCAGAGAGAAGCGGUUUCUUUGGAACCAAUAACAAUACCGAUUACCCAACGGCUGCUGAGUUGCUUGGAAGCAACCCCAACAUAGUAAACGCCUCCAAGUCGUUGCAUUCUCUUCAUAAGAUUCACGCGGAGCUGCGAACUCUGGAAAGGAAGCUGAGUAGCUCGGAGAAGCGGCUGUCCGUGCCGAUCUAUCCAGAGUUGGACGUGAACAUGGACGAGAAGAUGGUCGAAGAGGAGAACAAUCUCCUCGGUGGAGAUGUGGAGAGACUGAAUGGCAAAGUGCCCACGAUUCGCAGGCAUACGAUCAGCGGCAGACGACUGCGCGCGGACUCGGACUGCAGCCAGAAAUCGCUGAAGAUGGGCAACAGGCGAAACCCAUUCAGCAAGGAUCCGCAGAGACCGUUCUACAGGGACGAUAUCUUUUACGGCGGUUCCCUGAACAGACUGCCGCAUUACAAAUCGCAGCAAUCGUCCGUUGGCUAUCACAUGUCUGUCACGCGUUUGCCUACUGCGACGGACGUCGCCGAAGAGGAGAGUGGAAGCUGUUACAUCUGUCCAGAGAGCGUACGUCGAAUCUUGACGACAAUGCUCGAUUUGAGUCUUCUCAAGAGUCCAUCUUUCUUGAUCCUGGCUAUAUCCGGUGGACUUACGAUGAUGGGCUUCUAUACACCUUUUAUGUACGUCCCAGAUCGAGCCCAAUUGGCAGGCAUCGAGGCCUCGACAGCUAUGUUUCUUGUCUCUGUGAUCGGUAUCGGCAACACCAUUGGCCGUGUCGUGUGUGGAUUGGCUAGCAGCUUGCCAGGAGUUAACGCGUUGGUCGUCAACAAUAUAUUCAUCAGCGCCGCUGGCCUUUUCACCAUUUUCUCUGGAUUAUCCCUCAGCAAGGGCUACCAGUUCUUUUACGCUGCCGGUUUUGGCCUCAGCAUAUCUGUCUUCGCCUCGCUGCGAUCGAUCCUGGUGGUAGAUCUCCUGGGACUAGAGAAACUGACCAACGCUUUCGGAUUGCUUCUUUUGUUUCAAGGCGUGGCAGCUGCCGUAGGCGCGCCUCUAGCAGGUAUCUUUAUGGAUGCAACCGGAAGCUACGACGCCUCGUUUUACCUGUCUGGUAGCUUGAUCUUUCUAUCGGCUGUGAUCUGUUACCCCUUGAAGAGAGUCAACGUGUGGGAGACUAAAAAGAACGGCGACAAAUGCAGCGACGAUCCAUCCUAGUCCUGGUCGACGUCGAGCGCAAGACAGAACGCCGAAGACUGAAGUCUAUCACGUAUUCUCGUUGUCGGCCACCGUGUGUGUUUGUACAUACUAACGCGUAAAUAAUUUAUAACACGACUGCUCGAAUCGAUAAUUAAUCCGUGUGGUGGCAGCAGGACCAGCAUGAUCAUCGCAGCUAUGAGAACACGUGGCAAAGGGGCUCGUUCGUGUUCCAGCUUCGAACUCGGUCGAUCUUUGCAACUAAAACGGUCUAUCGAGACGUUCAGGCGAGUGCAGCAGACGAUUCCAUGCCGAGAGGAAUACCGUCCAGAGUAUAAAGAUUCUGUCCAAAUCUAAGGUCGAGCUUUGCAUUCCCAUGAAACGUCGGAGUGUUCUUUUCGUAUUCCGAGUAGCGAACUCGUUGUCAGCUUUUACGCUGUUUCUAAUCACCGAUGUGCCUUCUCGUAUCUUACAACGGAUGGUUGGGAGUCGUGAGAUAUUUUCCUAGAUCGUUCGAUGACGGAAGAUAUGUGUUCGUUGUUACGUGCCUUGCGUUUUCAUAAAGAGAUCUUACUCGAAGGUUCCCACGUUAUUCAUUGGGAUGCUUUAUAAUUGAUAAUUCGCCGAUCUCCUGUUAAUUUACAGGGAUUGCAAGGAUUUUAGAAUGCAAGGGAAACGUUUGUAUAUCAACACACGCCUCCGGAAGAACAGAUUAUUGCUUUGCUCCUAUGUACGUUCUAUUUGAUCCAGCUUCGCUUCUAUACGAUUCUAUACUGUCAAAAAUCUUAUUUAUAGCGCGAUAUCGUAAAUACGAUCGUAUACACCUAUUUCCUUAUUGCGAUGCUGCAGACGGGAAUAAUUACGCUGCUUUAUCUAUUGUACAUCUUGCAUCGUUUCGAGAGGAAUGCGCAUGGAACGUUUGUAUCUCUAGGAAGAUUGGCGCGCGAAGGCGAAGUGAAUAUUCUCGUUAAAUCGAUCGAUCACGCCUUCCACUUCCGCGAAUAUCUUAUAAAACGCGUUUCUAUAAUGAAUAAGCAACACACUAUUACACGCGAAGGCGUAUGUACUUGCAUAAACGAGUACACGUAAUCUAGAUAGAUCGAGCAUCCGUUCUGGUGCAAUGCUAUUUAUAGAGUUAAUUAAUCACUAAACCGACAUCCGGCAGCGUGGUUCCGGAUGUUCGGCCCACCACUAGGUGUUUAAGGAUUUGCUCAAAAAUGAAAUCCGUUCCUAUUGUUCCUAAUUAAUUAUCUACUCUAGCAUUUUUCUUUGUGUUUCUUUUUUUGUUUUUGUUUCCUUAGAAUUAUUCGAUGUGCUUCGUGACGAUGUAGCGUUGCAUCGUUCCGCGGAGGAUUGAUCAUUUCAUUACUUAAGAAUUUAUUUAACAGCGCCGCAAAAAAUAACGUUCGUGGAAAAAGGUACAAAAAUAUUGUACCAAGUGUAUCGCAGCAGAUAAGAAACGUGUGAAAAAAUUCAAUCGCAGCUAGCAUUUCGAAACACGGUGGAAAAAUGCAUAAUCCGCUUUUAAACUAAAGACCAUCUUACCUGUUACGAUACACACCCCGUUUCCAAUCUACGAAGUACGAACGAAAAGUCGAUAUUGUUCAGAGUGCGUACGACGCGCGCGAUGCCAGUGAUCCGAAUCGAAUACGCGAUACAACCUACGAUACGAAACAAUCAGAAAAGAAAAUAUCCGAGAAGAAAAAAAACAUGUAUUUUCCCAUCGCGAUAUUUUCCCAACUUUCUGAACUACCCUCUCUCUUUGCCAAACCGUUUUCUACACGAGCUUCGACAUGUCGCAUUAAAGAGCGACACGUGCCAAAUGCGAUAUUCCAUUAGACGGCGUAACGUUUGUUUCGAUAGGUAAUCGAGUCUCUGGAAAUAAAUUAUACGAACUCGUUUUCAGACAUAUACUUGAUCGCGUGUCACGAGGAUGAUCGCCGCGUGAUACGCGUCGCAUACUUGCUGAUUGACAGCGAAACGAUAUUGUUACACAAAUAUGUAAAUGUGUAAUUAAAUAUCAAGACUAUGAAAAGAAAAGAGAUAAAAGACGAGGAA